GGACAACCUCGUCUAGCCGCUCAAGGUAGCCAUCCAUCCCGUCAACUUUGAAGUGAAGCCGGUUGAGGGAGUCGGCGAUGGAGGCAAGGUUGGCCCGGGCCUGGGGUUCGGCUGGGCCAGCGGCAGUGACUGCGGUGUGGCGCGGCAGUGGCAGGCACGGCGUUGUCCGACCGCUUGGUGAAGGUUUGGGUGCUGAUCGUCCAAAGCUUCGUGACCUUUGUGAGCGGGCCAAUAGUGGUGGUUACCUUGAACCGUUCAAGGAUGUCCAUCACCACGAACGGAUUGAGGUCCUCACUGGACAUGAUCGUGUGCCCAUGCUUCCGGGGCUUGAUUAUUUGGGACACGAUGUAGAGAAGGAGCCGGCUCUCUGGGGUCGCGGAGUGGAUGGUGGGGCGACCCGAGGCAUGGCGGAUGAGCUCGGUGAUGCCAAGCUCGUUGAGGAUAAGGCCCUCGUUGUUGAGCACCCAGUCCUCUCCGCCAUAGUGGGAGACGUCGUCGCCUUGGUAGGGGAGGCCGGCGAUGCGCCCAAGCUGCUCAACGGAAAGCUCAAUCGGCGUGCUCUUGACAAGAGAGUAGAGCACGUCGUCCUCACGCCGGAGGUUGGAGUAGAAGGUCCGGAUCAGUGCCGGGUUGAUCUCCUUCCGAGCCCGGGAGACGAACGGCCAAAGGCUGGCUUGAUGAAGCUGCGCGUCUAUAUCGUCGUAGCCCUGCAACUCCGGGAAGAACUCCGAGACAAUCCGCGGGGGAGCCACAACCCGUUUAGAGAAGAAGGUGAGGAAACGGGUGCGCUCCUCCUCGGAAUCGAACCAGAGAUACGAUCCGUCGCCAUAGUAGAGGCGCUACUCGGAGUUUGUUGACGGUGCCCGGGAUUUGGACUUUGAUUUCCCGGAGGGGGCAGCCCUGCUCUUGUCUUUGCCCAUGGAAAUGUAUCAUUCCUUAACCAUAAAGGAAAACUAACCCCCACCCACAUAUACGUAUAUAUAUAUAUACUACAUCUAUAAAUAUAAGGAGUAUUCUCAAAAGAAAUUAUGACAUACCAUGGGAAACUAAGUACUGACAAAAUAUAUUACUAUUGAUACCAAAUAUACUCAUAUAGUUAGGUAUUUAGCACUGGGUUAGAAAGGAGCUUUCUACCGGAGGUUGUCAGGUCUAAUAACCAUCAUUCGUCUUUUUUUUCCAAACCGUUUCGAACGACAAGGUACACAAACAGAAUAGUGACCGAACUGGAGGACGAUGCUAAGCCGAUGGAAGGAUGGACGAGAUGAUAUAAAGAAAAAUGAUAAUAAUAAAUAUGUUAUUUUGAAAUGAAUAUUUUGUACGAAUAUGUUAAGCUUCCGCAUGUAUAAUAGUUACUCUGAUAUUAUCAAUAAAUAAAUAAGUUUUGUUUAAUGCUCCAUUUUCCGAUUCAAAAAGGUUACACCCAUUAACACCGCGAGUCGGAUAUUUGAAUAAAUUCGGGUAUCCGGG
Molecule: messenger RNA, 1467 nt
Organism: Cuscuta campestris
Lineage: Eukaryota; Viridiplantae; Streptophyta; Magnoliopsida; Solanales; Convolvulaceae
Source: the annotation of a GenBank genome assembly